CUGCUGACCCGACAGUGACGCAGCCUCACUCAUUUUGCUUCUCUUCCACAUCGACGCCAGAGUCAGCGGCUUUUCAUCCGCUCCUAAAUUUCACAGCCACCAUGGCAGAAAACCAGGACUAUAACAACGGUUUUAAUCAGGAUAUUACUGAACAAGAAUAUCAGCAAGAUGAUCAAAUGAACGGUGGAGGCGAUGCGCCUCAAGAUAGUGGUAGCGCCGAGGCUCCUGGCAAGGAUGACGAGAGGAAACUCUUUGUUGGAGGUCUCAGCUGGGAGACUACAGAUAAGGAGCUGAGGGAACACUUUGGAUCUUAUGGCGAGAUUGAGAGCAUCAACGUUAAGACUGAUCCCACCACCGGACGAUCAAGAGGUUUCGCCUUCAUCGUCUUUUCACAAUCAUCGACCAUCGAUAAGGUAUUACAAGCUGGAGACCAUAUUAUCAAUAACAAGAAGGUUGAUCCCAAGAAAGCAAAGGCCAGGCAUGGAAAGAUCUUUGUUGGUGGUCUGACCUCAGAGUUGAGCGACGAUGAGAUCAAGAACCACUUCGCACAGUUUGGCACAAUUGUAGAGGUUGAGAUGCCAUUCGACAAGACUAAGAACCAAAGAAAAGGCUUCUGCUUCAUCACAUUUGAGUCAGAGCAAGUAGUUAUGGAACUACUGAAGAACCCUAAACAGUCCAUCAGCGGCAAAGAAGUUGAUGUGAAAAAAGCCACACCCAAGCCCAAUGAGAUGGGUGGUAUGCGAGGUGGACGAGGAGGACGAGGUGGCAGAGGGCGUGGCCGAGGAGGCUACGGAGGCCAAGGCUGGGGAAACCAGGGCUACGGGGGCUAUGGCUAUGGCCAGGGCUAUGAUGGAUAUGGCGGUGGUUAUGAUUACUAUGGUGGUGGAUAUGGAGGCUACGGUGGUGGAUAUGGUGGAUACGACUACAGUGGCUACAAUAACUACGGAGGCUAUGGAGGAAGUGGUGGCUAUGGAGGCAAAACAGGCAGGGGUCGGUCUGCGCAGAGGCAUCAACCAUAUUAAGGGACGAAUCUUCUCAUCAUCAUUCACUCAUGCAUAAACUCCCUGGACAUCAUCUUCAUUUUCAUUUCAUGUGCGCCAUUGUCAUUCCAUUGAAACCUGGCCACCUCCUCAUGAGAGCCCAGCAAAGAAGUCUUAAUUUUAGACUACAGUGACAUAAUAAUGCUAUGUGUACAAGUGGAAUACCUCUAAUUUUUUUUUGCUUUGUGAACAGUUUUUUUAUUAAGUUUUAGUGUGUGUAUAUGUAGGUACACCUAUAUUCCAUCUUGCCACAUGGCAUGUUAAAUGUACAAUGAAAACAAGUAAGAUUCUUUUUAAUAAAUUACUUAUUAUGGUAUUUAUUGUAUUUUUCCUAUGGCAAGUGGCCUGACGACCUGCAAAAGCAGUCACCUAGGUGUAAGGUUUUCUAUAAUGUGCAAUUAAUUGUGCUGUUAUGUGUUGAUCUCUCACACAACGGCUUUGAGCCAGUCAGUAAUACAAAUUGUAAUCAGUGUCAGAAGUCUAUGUUAUUAUGCUAUUAUGAUCUGCAUGGUCGGAUAGUAUUUAUUAUACGUAGGAAUUUUAAAAAUAAAAUUUCUACUCAACAUCCAA
Molecule: messenger RNA, 1610 nt
Organism: Frankliniella occidentalis (western flower thrips)
Lineage: Eukaryota; Metazoa; Arthropoda; Insecta; Thysanoptera; Thripidae
Gene: sqd
Product: RNA-binding protein squid
Exons: 9
Coding region: 102-1022 (306 amino acids)
Biological process (GO): regulation of gene expression
Cellular component (GO): nucleoplasm
Molecular function (GO): RNA binding
Source: RefSeq, a predicted model, not a curated record